AUGGCCGGGAAUAGAGAAAACCCACUAUCAGCUUUACAGCCUGAAGAAUAUUUACUCCCCUCAGAAGAUUUAUACAAAUUUUUUAUGACAUUCAUUUAAAAAUAAUAAAAUUAUCUAUAAUAAUUAUCACAUAUUAUAUCAAUAAAAUAUUUUAACUAGUAGGAGAAUUAGAAAAAACUGGCGUCACUGCUGUGCUUAAAGACCUCAUGACAGUUUUACUAGAAAACCGCCCAGAAAACCCCGUCCAAUUCAUCUCAGAAUAUCUAAAAACUUCAUCCCAGUCCUGCACAGGGAUUUUAAAAAGCUAUAAAUUAAUCAAAUUAUGCAGAGAAGAGCACGACUCUUUUAUGGACAACCUUGUAGCUGCUUAUAUGAAUUUAGACUCAAAAAGAGGUGGAAACAACGCAGGACUGACUGGCAGCGAAUAUUUAAAGUUGAUAAGGAUGCUAUGUCUGGAUUUUCCAAGCGAAAUUGUAGAAGAAGUCCUUGGAGUUCUAGGGAAGCGAGAGUCUGAUGUGGUGGUUUUUGAAGAAUUUAUUGCAGGGAUACAGACUGUGCUUUUGUAUGAAGAUUUUCUGGUUGAGGCAGAAACAAUUUUUCAUUAUUUAGAUAGGGAAAACCAAGGACGAAUUAGUGUGCAGAAGUUUUUUAAGGCGAUUGACAAGCUGAACUUGUAUAAAACAGGUUUAAGGGUCCCGCCGACUGAUGAUAUAAAAAGUGUAAUGAGGACGCUUACUAUUGAUCCUCAAGGGUCAAUAAAUUUUGAAGAAUUUGCUUUGGCGCUAUUUAAAACUACAAUUUAA
Molecule: messenger RNA, 803 nt
Organism: Blepharisma stoltei
Lineage: Eukaryota; Ciliophora; Heterotrichea; Heterotrichida; Blepharismidae
Source: the annotation of a GenBank genome assembly